Molecule: messenger RNA, 1540 nt
Organism: Brassica napus (rape)
Lineage: Eukaryota; Viridiplantae; Streptophyta; Magnoliopsida; Brassicales; Brassicaceae
Product: probable protein phosphatase 2C 72
Exons: 6
Coding region: 289-1305 (338 amino acids)
Biological process (GO): protein dephosphorylation
Molecular function (GO): protein serine/threonine phosphatase activity
Source: RefSeq, a predicted model, not a curated record
UCUAUAUAUAAUUCAGUUCACUGAAGCUUAAAACUCAAGUUGGUGCCACGCAUACAGUAAUAAUGUUAUCUUAUAAAAUUCAAUAUACUAUAAUAAUAUGGUUAUUAAAUUGCAGUAAGAAAACACUAUCAAUAAAAUAAUAGUAUGAAUCUUUAAUAGCUAAGCACCAGCUUCAAGAAACGGCUUUUCACAUUAUAUAAGUUCUUGAACAGGUCGUCUAAUCAAAGCUUAACAUAAAGAAAAUAUUUUCUUCUUCCAAGUAAAUUUGUGUGCGACUUUGGUGAGGAUAUGGGUCAUUGCUUCUCGUUGCCUUCUUCUUCAUCAGAGAUUCAUGAGGAAAAUGAACACGGUGAUGGAAAUGCGGUGGUGUGUUAUGGAGAUGAGUUCGGUUUAGAUCACUACCGUCCGGUUCAUCGACCCGGUUCUGUCUGCUCUAUACAAGGAACCAAAGCGAUUAACCAAGAUAAUGCUAUUCUUUAUCUGGGAUAUGGAACGGAGGAAGCAGAGCUAUGUGGAGUGUUUGAUGGACACGGGAAAAAUGGGCACAUGGUGAGUAAAAUGGCGAGGAAUAGAUUACCAUCACUUCUGUUAACACUAAAGAAGGAGCUGAACGAAGAACCUCAUGCUUGUGAAGAAGAUGAAGCUCUCAAAUGGGAGAAAGCUUGUUUUAACGCAUUCAGACUCAUUGACAGAGAGCUUAUGCUCCAAGUCUUUAAUUGCUCUUUCAGUGGCUCUACAGCUGUUGUUGCUAUUACUCAGGGAGAUGACCUCAUGAUAGCUAACCUUGGUGAUUCAAGGGCAGUGUUGGGGACAAUGACUGAAGAUGGUGAGAUCUGCGCAGUUCAGUUAACAUCUGACCUAACACCUGAUGUCCCAAGUGAAGCAGAGAGGAUUAGGGCGUGCAGAGGUCGCGUUCACGCAAUGAAAGCAGAACCGUCCAGCCAAAGGGUGUGGCUGCCCAACCAAGACAUACCAGGAUUAGCCAUGUCAAGAGCUUUUGGAGAUUUCAGACUCAAAGACUACGGUGUUAUUGCGGUUCCAGAGGUCUCUCACCACCGAAUAACUUCUAAAGACCGAUUCCUUGUACUCGCUUCAGAUGGGGUCUGGGAUAUGCUUACCAAUGAUGAAGUUGUAUCACUAAUAUGGAAUUCCGGGAAAACCCAAGAUAUGGCCGCUAAACUUGUUGCAGAGGUGGCCGAAGCUACUUGGAAGAAGAAGCUUAAAUCUAAGAAGAUUGAUGAUAUUACAGUAAUAUGUCUUUUCUUACAGAACAAGGAACAACCAAGUUGCACUGCGGACGUGUGAAUCAUAAGAUACUACAGUAUGAUGGAUUGAUAGUCGAGGUACAUUCAUCGCACAUGCUGCCAAGCGCAAACCAAAGAAAAGUCCAAUAUAAACUCAUGAUGUAAAUGUUACUUAAAAUGGAAACUAUUUGUGGCCGGUUCAAAUAUUUGGAAGGCCUAAAGCAGAUAAGAUUUAAAUGUGUUAUUUUACUCUUUUUUUUAUAAAUGAGAAAAGUAUUCUAAUUCAUGUUAAAAUA